AUGAACUACCUGUAUCUAGGCUGCGAUAUCCGACCGUCGCUGUUGAUACAACACAUCGUCCAUUUCACGAGGUUGAAGCACCUAUUUCUUGAAGGACCCAUCUCGUCGUCCCAGCUUCUCAGUUGUUGCGGCGGACUCGUGGAUCUGGCAUUUCUAUCUGUUUCUGGUCUCAGAGAGCCGUCCCAGGACGAUGUCUCUUCGAUCGGAUUUCCAUCUCUGCGAGAACUUAAAAUGACUUCCGACCCAUCAAUCCCAGGUGUCAUCCAUCUCCUGGCGUCUGUAUCUUCUCCUCAUCUCCAAGAAGUCGCACUUCUAGGGUUAUCCUGGGAUGACCUGGAUGAAUGGCGCAGCUGCUUCUGUGUCCUAUGUUCCAAAUUCAGCUCAUCACUACGGAAGAUCGACGUCACUAGUUUCGCACCUGUGAAUGCUUCAAGCGUCAGUUUCAUGCAUAUUGUGCAGCCUCUGCUUGGCAUAAGCGGAAUCCAGAGCUUCACCAUCUGGUGCGAUGGUUCGCCCUUCAUGCUGACUGAUUAUGACAUCCACGACAUAGCAAGCUCGUGGCAGAAUCUCGAGGACCUCUACCUCCGGGUUGGAGAAGGCAGCCCCAGAGAACGACCAUCGGUAUACGCCAUUGAUGCAUUUGCGCAGUUUUGUCCGCGAUUGCGACAGCUCACCAUCAGCUGUUUGGACAUAUUCCUCCCUCCACCUUGGCCGCUGUCGCUCACAAUGUUCCCACGACUUACAGAACUGAAUUGUGGGAAGGGUGAUCGCGGCCUCAGAGAGACAACAGAUGCCGCGAUGCGGUUGGCGCAUUUCCUCCACGACAGAUGUCCCUGUCUUGACUUGCACACCCUCGCAAGGAAUUCGCCAGAUCUCUUCCUUGCCUUACGAGACCUCCGCUCACGUGAAGGGAACCAGUCAGACGAUGACAGCGUUGAAGCAUUGUGA
Molecule: messenger RNA, 948 nt
Organism: Sparassis crispa
Lineage: Eukaryota; Fungi; Basidiomycota; Agaricomycetes; Polyporales; Sparassidaceae
Exons: 1
Coding region: 1-948 (315 amino acids)
Source: RefSeq, a predicted model, not a curated record